Sorex fumeus (smoky shrew) is the source of this 1422-nucleotide messenger RNA. RefSeq names its product histamine receptor H3 (gene HRH3). Gene Ontology annotation, biological process: adenylate cyclase-activating adrenergic receptor signaling pathway. The transcript has 3 exons. Gene Ontology annotation, molecular function: histamine receptor activity. Gene Ontology annotation, cellular component: membrane. NCBI's taxonomy places the organism in Eukaryota, Metazoa, Chordata, Mammalia, Eulipotyphla, Soricidae. The coding region runs from base 36 to 1391 and encodes 451 amino acids. The record is from RefSeq and is a predicted model, not a curated record.
GGCGGGACCAUGCGCCGGGCGCCCCGCGCCGCACCAUGGAGCGCGCGCAGCCCGACGGGCCGCUGAACGCGUCGGGGGCGCUGGCGGCCGAGGCGGCGGCGGCGGCGGCGGCGGGCGGGGCGCGCGGCUUCUCGGCCGCCUGGACCGCGGUGCUGGCCGCGCUCAUGGCGCUGCUCAUCGUGGCCACGGUGCUGGGCAACGCGCUGGUCAUGCUCGCCUUCGUGGCCGACUCGAGCCUCCGCACGCAGAACAACUUCUUCCUGCUCAACCUCGCCAUCUCCGACUUCCUCGUGGGGGCCUUCUGCAUCCCGCUCUACGUCCCCUACGUGCUGACCGGCCGCUGGCCCUUCAGCCGUGGCCUCUGCAAGCUGUGGCUGGUGGUGGACUACUUGCUCUGCACCUCGUCGGUCUUCAACAUCGUGCUCAUCAGCUAUGACCGCUUCCUGUCUGUCACGCGUGCUGUGUCCUACCGCGCCCAGCAGGGCGACACGCGGCGGGCGGUGCAGAAGAUGCUGCUGGUGUGGGUGCUGGCAUUCCUGCUCUACGGGCCGGCCAUCCUCAGCUGGGAGCACCUGUCGGGCCGCAGCUCCAUCCCCGACGGCCACUGCUACGCCGAGUUCUUCUACAACUGGUACUUCCUCAUCACGGCGUCCACGCUCGAGUUCUUCACGCCCUUCCUCAGCGUCACCUUCUUCAACCUCAGCAUCUACCUGAACAUCCAGCGACGCACCCGCGUGAGGCUGGACGGCGCCCGCGAGCCGGGCGGCCCCGAGCCGCUGCCCGAGGCCCAGCCGUCCCCUCCGCCGGCCGUGCCGGGCUGCUGGGGGUGCUGGCCGCGGGGGCGCGGGGAGGCGGUGCCCCUGAGCAAGUACGGGGUGGGGGUCGGCGAGGGCGCCCCGGGCCCCGAGGGGGCCGAGGCGGGCCUGGGCGGCGGGGGCGGCAGCGGGGCGGCCGCCUCGCCCACCUCGAGCUCGGGCAGCUCCUCGCGGGGCACCGAGCGGCCGCGCUCCCUCAAGAGGGGCUCCAAGCCCUCGGCGUCGUCGGCCUCGCUGGAGAAGCGCAUGAAGAUGGUGUCUCAGAGCAUCACGCAGCGCUUCCGGCUGUCCCGAGACAAGAAGGUGGCCAAGUCGCUGGCCGUCAUCGUGAGCAUCUUCGGGCUCUGCUGGGCGCCCUACACGCUCCUGAUGAUCAUCCGCGCCGCCUGCCACGGCCGCUGCGUGCCCGACUACUGGUACGAGGCGUCCUUCUGGCUGCUCUGGGCCAACUCGGCCGUCAACCCCGUGCUCUACCCGCUGUGCCACCACAGCUUCCGCCGCGCCUUCACCAAGCUGCUCUGCCCUCACAAGCUGAAGGUGCAGCCGCACGGCUCCCUGGAGCACUGCUGGAAGUGAGCCCGCGGCCGCCACAGGGGCCGGACCCCAG